This is a messenger RNA of Triticum dicoccoides, 793 nucleotides long. Its product is annotated as F-box/kelch-repeat protein At1g57790-like. The transcript has 2 exons. NCBI's taxonomy places the organism in Eukaryota, Viridiplantae, Streptophyta, Magnoliopsida, Poales, Poaceae. Bases 1 to 765 code for a protein of 254 amino acids. The record is from RefSeq and is a predicted model, not a curated record.
AUGUUCCCCAAUACAGCGAACCUCUGCAACCAGAAAUCGUUUGCCAUCUCCUCCCACGAGUCUGGUCUCUCCCAUGAGUGUGUGAAGAGAAGCUACCAUUCACUCCCCUGGGUCGAGAGCUGGGCCGGCGGCGGCGGCGGCUGGAAGAGCGUCGAGGAGCAGAGCGGGUUCAGAAUGUCCUGCUGCUGCUGCCCGGUGAUGCACAAGGGGAUGCUCUACUGCCUUGGACAGGAGGGUGCUCUAGGGGUCUACGAUCCCGGCGAGGCGACGUGGAGCGCGCUCCCCAAGCCCGCCGGCUUCGGCCCGGAGCUCGCCUACAAGAAUUGCCACCUCGUCGACUCGCGGUCGGAGCUGCUCGCCGUCCUGACGGGCAGCAAUGGAGCCCCGCCCAUCUACGUGCUGAGGCUCGACGAGGCCAAGAUGGCAUGGAAGAGGGUCAAGUCAUUGGACGGCCAGUCCCUUUUCACCGGAACGACGUCGUCGGUGUCGGUGGCAAAGCCGGCCGUCGAGUCCAUGGCCGACAAGGUGUACCUUCCCAGGCUCUAUGGCCGGCCGCAGGUGAUCCAGGCGGUGCUCGCCGCCUCCGAUGGUCGGCUCUUCUUCGUCGGCAAGGCGGCAGAGCUGGAGCAGCAGGGAUUGGUCACGGCGUCCGGCGGUGGGGUUGACGGCGGCCCCUGGUGCUACAACAUGGAGUCAGACUCCGGCGGGCAAUUCCUGGGCUCCAAGACCCUGCUGCAGUCCUUUUGGGCUCAUCUCGCCGGAUGAGGAUGACGAUGAUGAUGAUGGAAUGGUU